AUGGCUGCUGCAUGGCUGUUGCAGAGAGUGAUGCAAAGGAACCCAGUCAUUGUGGCUCAAUUCUUCUUGAGGGGGUUGAAGAGCCCGUCCUCUCCUGCGGGCCCUCUUGGAGCUUCCCAGGACAAGCCUCGGUCUAUGAGGGACCUCCCACGGGUCAGCUUCUUGGAGCUGCUUUAUAGAAUGAUGUUUCAAGGCUUCUACAGCCGCUCACAUGAACUACAGCUGUAUGAAAAGCAACUUUACGGGCCCAUAUACAUAGCUGGCAUGAAUACCGUGUCCCUGAACACUCCUAAGCUGCUGGAGGAACUCUUGAGGAAUGAGGAGAAGUUUCCUUGCCGAGGAGAUAUGACUUUUUGGAAAGAUUAUCGUGAUAUGAAGGGAUUCGGCUAUGGACCUUUCACAAAGGAGGGGGAGAGUUGGUACAAGUUGAGGGUCGUAUUGAACAAGCGCAUGAUGCGUCCAAAAGACUCUGCACAAUACGGCCACAUUAUCAAUGCUGUGGUUGCAGACUUUAUAAAGAGGCUCUAUAAUGUGCGCCAAUGCAGCCCAACAGGAGAUAUGGUGAUGAAUUUUUCCGAUGAGUUUUACUAUUUUUCACUAGAAGGUAUUGCCAAGAUAUUGUUUGAGACAAGAGUUGGCGCGCUUGAGAAAGACAUUCCACCAAGUACACAACAGUUUAUCGAAUCCAUAUACAAGAUGUUUUCCAACAGCCUCGCUGUGGUGACAUUGCCCAAGUGGAGCCGAAACCUACUGCCAUACUGGGGGCGCUACAUUGAUGGAUGGGAGGGCAUCUUCAGCUUUGCCAAACCGUUGAUUGACAAGAAGUUGGAGGACAUUCAGCAGCGCAUUGCCAACAACCAGGAAGUGGAAGGAGAGUACUUAACCUACCUGCUCUCAAACACUGAGAUGAGCACUAAAGAUGUGUAUGGCAGCGUUGCUGAGCUUCUCUUAGCUGGAGUUGACACGACCUCCAAUACUCUUACAUGGACUAUUUACUUGCUGUCCAAGUACCCUGACGUCCAGGAGAGGCUUUAUAAAGAAGUGUCAUUGAAUAAAGCCAAUGGGACCCCUUCUGCUGAGGAGGUUACCCGUAUGCCAUAUUUAAGGGCUGUCAUCAAGGAAACACUUAGGAUGUAUCCAGUCCUCCCUCUGAAUGCAAGGGUCAUUGCCGAAAAGAGUGUUUCUCUUGGUGGAUAUCAGUUUUCCAAAAAUACCGUCUUCACAUUCUGUCACUAUGCCAUCAGUCAUGAUGAGGAAACAUUCCCAGAGCCCUUCACCUUUAAGCCAGAGAGAUGGCUCCGUGAUGGCCGAGAGAGGCCAAACCCUUUUGGCUCUAUCCCAUUCGGUUAUGGAGUGAGAAGCUGUGUUGGGCGACGAAUUGCUGAGCUUGAGAUGUAUCUGGUUUUAUUUCAGAUAAUCAGGCUGUUUGAAAUCAAACCAGACCCUACAAUGGGAGAGGUGAAAUGUCUCAACCGCAUCGUUCUCAUACCAGACAGAUCAAUAAAUGUCUACUUGGUGGACAGGGGAUGAAAAGGCAAUAUAUAAUCCAUGGGCAUUGAUGGUAGCCGAGAAGUGCAAAAAUGACAUCUACACCAUGGUGAAGGGCAAUAUAUCAAAUCCCAGAGUUAUAGGAAGUAAGGCUUAAAUUAUUUCGGCCAGAUCUCCGGCGUUUCAAUAUGGCCGACGAAAAAAAAACAAAUCCAGA
This is a messenger RNA of Doryrhamphus excisus (bluestripe pipefish), 1705 nucleotides long. It is a transcript of the gene cyp27a1.1, whose product is annotated as cytochrome P450, family 27, subfamily A, polypeptide 1.1. Gene Ontology annotation, biological process: cortisol metabolic process; cellular response to peptide hormone stimulus; C21-steroid hormone biosynthetic process. Gene Ontology annotation, cellular component: mitochondrial inner membrane. Gene Ontology annotation, molecular function: monooxygenase activity; oxidoreductase activity, acting on paired donors, with incorporation or reduction of molecular oxygen; heme binding. Lineage: Eukaryota; Metazoa; Chordata; Actinopteri; Syngnathiformes; Syngnathidae. The record is from RefSeq and is a predicted model, not a curated record.